AGAAGCUCUGCUGCAUCUGAUCGGCUCCAGCAGGACUUUGCGGGUUAACAGGAUAAUGGAAGUCUCUCUGAUAACAUGUGGAUAGUUAUCACUGCAUCAUUAUCUAAGCUGUGGCAGCGCUCGCUUUUAAUAUUGACUUACGGACUGUGUUGGGUAACACGGCUCCCUCCAAAUAAUAUUGCCUGUUAAUGUUUCUCUUUGAUUGAAUUUGUUUUGCUACAUAGCUAGGUGGCUGCUAGCUAACAGCGCUAAUUUACACAGUUUAAGAUAGAUUAACUAUCCGGGUUGAAUUAAGUCUGUAGUUUAAAUAGGAUAAUGGAAGCGCUAUGACCUCCUCUCCCUGUCAUCAUGUGUCUCUCCUGAAUAACGGAAUAACCAGUUUCGGAGUUAGCGACCUGAGCUAGCCUGCUAGCGUUGAGCUGCUCUGACAGUCUGAAGGUUCGGGCUGUGGCGACCAGCCGAUCCGCUCUCUCUAGACAUCUUCUCUCAGCAUCAAGUGUUUGGGACCAGCUACAAUGGCUAACGUUACAGACCUGCAGACUAAAUACAGCAAGCUAGCGCAGGAGUACUCAAAGCUCCGUGCCCAGAACCAAGUGCUGAAGAAAGCAGUUGUAGACGAACAGACUAGCACUGCCUCUUUAAAGGACCAGCUAAAGCAGAGGGAUCAGAGUCUGAGAAAACAGGAGCAGGAGAUGGACAGCCUCAGUUUCAGGAACCAGCAGCUCGCCAAAAGGGUGGAGCUCCUACAAGAGGAGUUAGCUGCUUGUGAAAUCAGGAACAAAAAGGGGAAGGGUAAAGGGGACUCUCCCUCACAGCAUGGCCUUCAGACUCAAAGUGUUUUCAAUGAAGAUCUACAAAAAAAGAUAGAAGAAAAUGAACGCCUUCAUAUACAAUUCUAUGAAGCAGAUGAGCAGCACAGGAAGAAGGAGGCCGAGCUGAAGACCCGGCUGGAGCAGCUGGAGAGAGACGCAGAGGAGCACCAAGCUGUUAUUGACGGACUUACAACAAAGUAUACAGAAACGAUUGAGCGCCUGCAGGGUGACAAAGCUCGUUUAGAGGUGAAGACACAAACUCUGGAGAGGGAGGCAAAAGAGUGUCGACUUCGAACGGAAGAGUGCCAGCAGCAGUUGAGACGGUGCCAGUCGGAGCUGAACAAGCAGGUGAAGCAAAGCAGCAGCGUCAUUCAGGAGAAAGUGCCCUUUAAUGACACCAAAUUUAGUGACUACAACAGCCUAAAUGUGCCGUCUCACAACCGUCGACACCAGCUUAAGGCUCGGGAUGUAACAAGUCAGGCCUUGAGCUUCAUCCAGGACCUGGUGGCUGCUCUGCUGAACUUCCACACCUACACGGAGCAGCGGGUCCACAUUUAUCCCCUGGAUUCCUCCAUUGAACCCAUUUCUCCUCUUAACCAGAAGUUUUCUCAGUAUCUUCAUGAGAACGCUGCCUAUGUGCGCCCCCUGGAGGACAGUUUCCUGCAGUUAUACCAAAGCAUCACAGAAGACACCGUCACAGUGCUAGAGACUGUGGUCACACUGAGGCAUUUCGCUGAGACCUUCUCCUCCUACACCCACUUUCUACAAAAGAUUCUUCCCUAUCAGCUGAAAAGCUUGGAAGAAGAGUGCGAGGCGCCGCUUUGCACGGAUGCCUUGACUGCUAAAAACCGGGACUUGCAAAGUGACAUGAAGAAAGUAACGACAGUGUUUGAGAAACUGCAGAACUACAUUAGCCUUUUGGCCUUACCAAGUGUCCGGCCGGAUGCCGUCCCACAGAGCAGCACCUCAGCUGUCUUCACCCAGCUGGCAGCGAGCCUGCACAGUCUUCAUGAUGCCGUUAAAGAGAUGUCCAAACAUUAUAACCAGAAGGCAAGCAUUGAGCAGGAGCUCCCUACUGUCACACAGAAGCUCUCUACCACCACAGAGUGUCUCCUCGGAUCUUUAGGCUCACUGACCAGCGUUACUGGCAAGAUCGCCACUUUCUUCAGCAACAAUUUGGACUUCUUCACGUCUCCAGGCUACAGUCCGAGAGGCUGCACAGUGAGCCUUAACCCUCUACAAGCAGAGAGCAUGCUGGCCAAUAAGAAGAAAGCAGCUGCAUAUAUCCAUGCCAUCAAAACGACCCGACCACAGUCGGUUCCAUACAGGGAAGCCCUGUCAAACCGUCGCAUUCUCACCAGCUCCACAGAGAGCAGAGAGGGUCUUACCCAGCAGGUGCAGCAGAGCCUGGAGAAAAUCACCCGUCUGGAGCAGGAGAAGGAGCACUGGCUCCUGGAGGCCCAGCUGGGGAAGGUGCGGUUAGAAAAAGAGAACCAGCGUAUAGCCGACCUGGAAGCACAGCUCGCAGCGGCCCUGGGAGGAAGUCCAAGCUCCCAGACAGCCGCAGACAGCCGACUCACACAGACUCACGAGGAAGCAGAGACGCCGCAGAAAGCUGCAGGGAAGGAGACGACUCUAUGCACCAGCCUGGUUGGCAUGUUGUGCACAACACCUACAAAUGAGCAUGUGGGAGACGAAGACACUCGUGAACAGCUGAUAAAGAGCCACUACAUGGCGAGAGUGGGAGAGCUCACCACACAGCUCCAGAUUUCGGACAGCAAAGCUGUGCACUUUCACUCAGAGUGUCGAGCUUUGGCAAAAAGAUUAACCAUAGCAGAGAAGGCACGGGAGACUCUGAGCGAGGAGGUCAAACUGGCUAAUGAGAACAUCACACGGCUGCAGGAUGAGCUGACUACGACUAAAAGGAGCUACGAGGACCAGCUCAGCAUGAUGAGCGACCAUUUAUGCAGUAUGAAUGAGACCUUGAGCAAGCAGAGAGAGGAAAUCGACACACUCAAACUGGGUAGCAAGGCCAAUGCGAAAAAGAACAAGAGUCGUUAGAGCUGCCCUUAAAUCUUCAACACGUUAGAAGGGCUUCUACGCUGCAGAGCCUCUUUGUACCAACAGCGUCUCCGACCUUCAGGAUCACAGCGUGAGCCUCAAAUCUCUGGCAGUUUCUAGGCUCGGAUCUGUUUAAUAAAAGCUCUGUUUUUAGGUUUUCCUGUCACAUUACCUUUUAAUGAUUAUGAUUAUCUAAAAAUGGGUUGUCUGACCUUUUUGGUCAAAGCACUGUUAAAGAGGGGGGAA
Molecule: messenger RNA, 3119 nt
Organism: Cyprinodon variegatus (sheepshead minnow)
Lineage: Eukaryota; Metazoa; Chordata; Actinopteri; Cyprinodontiformes; Cyprinodontidae
Gene: ppp1r21
Product: protein phosphatase 1 regulatory subunit 21
Exons: 22
Coding region: 516-2873 (785 amino acids)
Cellular component (GO): early endosome; membrane
Source: RefSeq, a predicted model, not a curated record